Messenger RNA from Brassica oleracea var. oleracea, 3008 nucleotides. RefSeq names its product zinc finger RNA-binding protein. NCBI's taxonomy places the organism in Eukaryota, Viridiplantae, Streptophyta, Magnoliopsida, Brassicales, Brassicaceae. Gene Ontology annotation, cellular component: peroxisome. Gene Ontology annotation, biological process: regulation of gene expression. The transcript has 11 exons. The record is from RefSeq and is a predicted model, not a curated record. The coding region runs from base 132 to 2804 and encodes 890 amino acids. Gene Ontology annotation, molecular function: nucleic acid binding; RNA nuclease activity; zinc ion binding.
GAGAUGGUAAAGCUAUAAUAUGGAACCUUCUCAGUAGAUUUAGAUAGAGAGAGAGAGAAAGAGACAAAGUUCAUUUCUUUUGCUCUCUCUUGCUUCAUCUUUAAACCAACCGUGUUCUAUAAUCUCCGGCGAUGAUGACGACGGCCGAGGGUGAGUACUCGAAGGCCAAAACUUCGGUUUGGUGGGACAUAGAGAACUGCGAGGUGCCUAAAGGCUGGGACGCGCACGCGAUUGCUCAGAACGUGAGUUCUGCUUUGUUGAAUAUGAACUACGGUGGUCCUGUCUCAAUCUCCGCGUACGGCGACACCAAUCUGAUCCCUCACGCUGUUCAGCAAGCGCUUUCUUCUACUGGUGUUGGUCUUAAUCACGUCCCUGCAGGAGUGAAAGAUGCGAGUGACAAGAAGAUACUAGUGGAUAUGUUGCUGUGGGCUGUAGACAACCCUGCACCAGCCAACUUCAUGCUCAUCUCAGGAGAUAGGGACUUCUCCAAUGCUCUUCACCAGCUAAGUAUGAGGAGGUACACUAUUCUCCUGGCUCAGCCUCCACGUGCCUCCGCUCCGCUUGUUGCAGCUGCUAAAAAUGUAUGGCUCUGGACAAGCCUAGCGUCUGGUGGUCCUCCUCUUACAAGUGGUGAAUCCUCUCGACUUGUUAACAACGGGCGCGGUCUUGUCUCUAAUUCUGAAGCGGCGAAAGAUCAAGUUUCUGAACAGGCUCAGACCAGCAAACCAACAACUCUCUCAACGUCUGUCGCUGGAGAUACCAAGGAUCACAAAACCAGAGAAAACCAUGUUCCGAGAGCAGUACCUCAGGAUGAAUGCAAAGGAGCCACAGGUGAAUCUGUUACUUCUUCUGAUAGUCUCAAAAAUGUUGCUCCGCAAAAAUCAGAUAAAAGACAUACAUCUCAGGCCGCGUCUGUACCCAGUCAAAAAACUCAGGCCAGCGUUAAAGCCAAACCAGUACAAGAAGCAAAGCUUUCGGAACCUGUAUUUUGCAGUAUUUGCCAGAUCAGCUGCGCCACUAAGGAUGCAUAUACAAAGCAUACCUAUGGUAAAAGACACCGGAGCAACUUGGAGCUCUCUAAGGAGGUUCUGGAGAAACAAAAUGUUUACUAUCAUUGUCGUUUGUGCGAUGUGACAUGUCAGAGACAAGUGGUCUUUGAUUCUCAUCUCAGGGGUCAGAAACAUGCUGCCAUGCUGAGUCAAUCAGAGGCACUCAAUGAUUCCAAGAAGCAUCAGGAAAAAGGUGUCAGAGAAAAGGAUCAACCAAGAGAAGCAGUCGCAAAGCCUAAAUCAUAUACUGACUAUGUUUGUGGUUUGUGCAAUGUGGUGUGCAAGAGUCAAUCUGUCUUUGAUUCUCAUCUAAGCGGCAAGAAGCACGCUUCCAUGCUUAGCCAGUCAAAGGAACUCAUUGGUUCUAAGAAGCUUCAAGAGAAAGGUGUUGGAGAAAAAGAUAUAGCAAGAGAAACAGUUGCAGAGCCCAAACCAAAGGCUGUCCACGUUUGUCGUUUGUGCAAUGUGACAUGCCAGAGUCCAAUAGUUUUUGAGUCUCAUCUAAGAGGCCAGAAGCAUGCUGCAAUGCUGACUCAAUCAGAGGCACUCGUUGAUUCUAACAAGCUUCAAGAGAAAGGUGUCGGAGAAAAGGAUCGACUAAUAGAAGCAAUUGGAGAGUCUCAGCUGCAGUCUCAAAUGGCUCAAGAGAAUAGCAAGUGUUUAGAGAAGCAUGUUGCCAUGGUGAAUCAAUCUGAGGCACUCAUUAAUUCUAAGAAGCUUGAAGAAAAGGUUCAACCAAUAGAAACAAUUCUAGAACCUCAGUCGCAGUUUCAAAACCCUCAAGAGAACACCAAGUUCCUUGAGAAGCCAAACGUAGAGGUCAGAGAGAUAUGUGGCACCACAAAAAGCAAUAUAAAAGAAAAUAAUUCAAGUACCAAAGACUGGGUUGAGACUUCUUUCUUCGGUGACCUUUUAUGUGAUUCUAAAGCACCAGAAGAAUCAAGAGAAUGUUUUGAUGGCACUGUCAAGCCUGUAAACCUGUCUGGAGGAGCAACUGAGAAGGAAAAGGAGGUGAUGGUACCCCAAGCAAUAGCAGCUAGCAAUAAAAGUUAUGGAAGCCAGGGUUUGUCAACAGUGGUUACUAACAAAAACCAUACUACGCCUGGUUUUGUAGCUAGUGAUGGUGCUAAGUCCAGCGUUUCAACCAAUCAUAUAACGAAGGAACCAAAUGUUUGUCCUGUCUUCUGCCAUGUCUGCCAGAUCAGCUGCGACAGCAAGGUUGCAUUUGAAAAUCACAUCUAUGGGAAAAUACACCAACAGAAGAAUGAAGAGAGAUUGAAGAAGAUAUUGAACAAUAACCAUGCCGCCAUGGUCAAGGAGCAAACAGAGCAGGCACACGUUGAUUCAAGGAGAACACGACAAGAAGUUUACCAAAAAGAAUUGGAACAUGCACAUCAAGAAAAUGAAACAACACUUGUGAAGACUAAGGAUCAUGUGUUCCAAGGUGCACAACAAGUCAAAGAGGAAGUAAAGGAGAUAAACCACAUAUCUGAGAGCGUCAGAAACGCCAUAUCGCAUGCGUGCCCUGAACUGAAUCAAGAGUCUUGUAUACCCAAAGAAUUGAGACUUGAGAGAGUACAACUUCCAGCAGACCGGAAUGUGACCAAGAAGUUUGAAGAUUGGUCCAAGCAUAAUCCCCUACCAACACCAUCGCUAUCCGUAAAAGACUGUUGGGACAGAGAGGCUGCCGAGAGGGAAGAUGCUAAGGUUCAACCUGAUAACUUUUGGACCAGACUUUGGGGGAAAAAGAGUUAAAAAAGCCUUGCUGAAUAAUUGUCUGAUUUAAAACUGUAGUUUAUGGUCAACUAUUAACUUAUAUCUAUGUUUAGUUGGUGUGUUCUAAUGAGACUGAGAGAAAACAACGUUAAGCAAAUUUGAAACAAAAAUUAAACAUAUCCAGUUGUAAUUUGUAAAGCUCUUCACUCCUUUCUCCUAAAGUCGAGUAGUUUUUAUAUACUU